This is a messenger RNA of Astrephomene gubernaculifera, 3705 nucleotides long. The record is from the annotation of a GenBank genome assembly. NCBI's taxonomy places the organism in Eukaryota, Viridiplantae, Chlorophyta, Chlorophyceae, Chlamydomonadales, Astrephomenaceae.
AGCAGUGCCUCACGCCACCUGCUGCGGCCUCCGCGGGCAUUGUGACGGCGGGGGCGCUGCUGUGGACGCUGGCGGGGCCCCGCAAGCAGCCUGCUGUUGCUGCUGCCGUCACCGGGACACCUGGCUCCCAGCCUUCAGCGGGUGGGCUGGGUUCGCAAACAGCUGAGAUUAAGACGCAGGAGGUUCUUCUUCAGGAUAAGCACGGGAAGGCGAACUAGGAAGCCAGACGGAGGAGGACGACAGCGAGGAGGGUGGAGGGCAUGCCUCGCCGCGCAUCCUGCCUGGGUGCAGUUUUGCCAUUGACAACCUGCGAGGAUUGGAGGUGACGCUAAUGCUGAAUUAACUUGUAAAGGAGAACUUUAUUUAAAGGCUUUGCCUUGCAACAUUGGAACUAGAAGUGUGUACAAUCGCGGCCCCACGAUGGCCCAAACAUAUAUGCUAAAAAAAGCAAGUUAAGGCUUGCAAAUAAUGCUCAAGGUUUUCCGAUAGUUGCCACUGCCGUUCGGGUUGGCAUAUCCAAGGCGUAAGGUUACAACACGAGGCGUUGUCCGACGUUAGGUGCUGCUGGCAAUAUGUCGACGAGGCAGUGAUAUCGACUUUGACGAUAAUAACUCAUGAAAUUCUAUAAAAGGCGACGUACAAUUUAGGCUUUACAAUAUAGCUCGGAUGCAGGUCAAAUCGGCCUGGAUCCUACUUCUUACACCAGAGAACCAGUUCAGACGCGCUUUUGCCCUUUUUAUAGUUACUAAGUUUUUGAGUCACUGGUAUUCAACUGAUUGUAAGGACGGCAGCGCGGCUGUGUAACCCUAAAACUCUACCAAACGCCGAUUCGUUUUCGGGGAAGACGGCGAGCUCUGUCGUGCGCAAUCUUUAAAGCAUGUUGUUACUGGACGCAUUAGCGCUUAGGGUUGACGAAUGCGAGCUCUAGAAGCUAAUCCGACCUGGAAACUGUUGUUCGGCACCGGGCCGGGCUGCUGAGGAGUGCUAUGCAACUGAUUCGAAUGGGUCGCUUUGAUGAUGCCAGCACUUAUGCAGAGUACUAUGGCUACGGGACGGAAAAGGCACCCCAACGCGGUGGGGGAGCAUGGAAGAAACUUCGUAAGCUUUUCUCAAAAUUCACAGCUGCACCUGAAACUUCGUCAACCGAAGAGCCACCUAUGGAUAGGCAUGCCAGCUCCAAUUUCAGGCUGUAUUGGAGGAGCAGGCCCGCCGACGUUCUUCGCGUGGACCAAGGACCUCUUACUGCAAGCGUGACAGCGUUGCGGAUGGACCAGUGCUUGGCGGCUUUAUCUGCUGCCGGCUAUCCUCAUCGCGAUGCAAAUGCAGCAGCAGAGCCAUCUCCAGCGCCGGCGCGGCCUCGGCAACAAAUUCCGCACCAGCCGUCCGUCAUGUUUGGCGAGAUUAAUGAGGAACAAUCUUACCAACAACAGCAACCAACAGAGCGGGAGGAUCAGGAACGGCGAGCGCUGCGGAUGCAGCAGCUGCAAGAGCUCAAGCAACAAGCUCCCACCGGCCCGGAGCACAAGGUUCAGCGACUGGAUUACCAACCUGAGCCCAAGCCGCCCCUUCAGCCCCGGCCACAGUUCUCUCGACAAUCCCUGCUGAACCAACCGCUCCAGCUGCAGCAGGCGCAAGGCACUGCGCCAAGCAUCUGCAGCGGCAGCAGCAGGAACAGCAGCAGAGCUUUGCACCAGCAGCAGCACUCUUUACUCGUUCGGUCGUCUGAACCGGGAGGUCAUCAACAACAGCAGCAGCUGCAGCGGCAGCAGCAGCAGCACCAACCAGAGGAGCCGCAGCACAUGCAGCAGGAGUUGCUUCCUGAGGCACCACAGCAGGAGAUGUUCGCGCAACAGCCGAGUUACGACUACUACAACCAUUUGGAACAGGAGCUCCUGCUGCGGCAACAGCAGCAGCAGGCAGGGCAGCCAGAGCCCGAGCAGGCGCAGGAGCAACAACCGAGUAGUUAUCAUUAUCAGCAACCGAAUCAUUAUCAGCAGCAUGACCAGCAGCAACAACUGCAACUGUUUCAGGAGCAGCAGCAGCAGCAGCAGCAGCCCGGCUAUCCGCACCAGUACGACCAGCAGCAGUUGGACGUUACGAACAUCUGUACGCUGUACGGCUGGCCUGCUGCUGACAUGGCCACCGCUAACACCAACACCCGUCAUCGCCAUCAUCCCCAGCUGCCUCGAACCCCGCCGCUCCCCACCAUGCUCCGCACCCUUCAUCAAGCAACCGAUCCCAUCGUCUGCCACCAGCCACCAGCAGCAACCCCGCUCCCGCAACCCGAACCCCGCCCGCCUCCUCACCCUCACCCGCCGCCUCGCCCCCAGCCCCACCCGCCAGACGCCGAGGGGACUGCUGGCAUGGACAGGGCCCUGUGGCAGGGCCCCAUGCUUCUCAUGCAGGCGGCCCAGAUGCUGAGCGAGCUGGACCCUGAGGGAGACGGCAUGAGCCAACGGGUGGAGUCCGAGAGGCAGACGGAGGCGGGCGGGGAGGAAGGGGAAGCGGCAGCACAGGCAAGGCUGGCGGUCGAGGCUUGGCGGGCCUUCACACCAGCGGCCUCCAGCACUACGGAGGCUGGGACGGAGGAGGCGCAGCGGGUGUACCCGCGGCCGCCGUCUUCCAGCACCCUGCCGCCGCCUAGUUACAUGCGCUGUUUCGCGCCCAGACCGCCGCCUCCGGCUGCUGCUGCCGUGGGAACGCCUGCACCUCUAAGCAGCCGUCUGCCGCCGCGGCCCACUCACUCCCAUCGCCAGCUGAUCAGCCUCAGUCCUCAGACCCCAGCGCCUGCCGAGCGGCCUCCGCCCUCCUCUUCGGGAUCGCUCCCUAACAGCGCCGCAGGGGUUCCAGGUGGCACCGCCUCAGACCCCGGCCCCUCGACUGGGGAGCAGCUGAUGGUACGGCAGGACAGCUAUCUUCGCCGGCGUACGGCUCAGACGUGCGGGGGGUACGGCGGGUACGGCUCAUCGUCGUCGACGUACCCUCCAGCCGGCGGCGGCGCUGCCGCCACAAGCCGUCGUGCGUUGCUGCUGGCGGCGGCUACUGACGGUGCCGCCGGCUUGCGCACGACUGUACGGCAGCUUCGCAACUCCGGGUACGGUAAGGAGGUCAUUGACGGCGUUGACGGCGGCGGCGCCGUCGCCAUGCGGGGGAGCUUCUUAACCGGCGGCGGCGCUGAAGGCAGCGGCGGCGGCGGCGGCGUUGCUAUUCGCCCCCAGCGGCAUACCGUCGACGGCGAUGUUACCUACCAACGUACGGCGUUCACCGACGGCGGCAACAAGAACAACAACAACAACAACUCCCGCCAGGCCUCCGGCAACUACCGGUUUGAAGGAGCCGCAGCUCAGGAUCGGAGCUCGCCCCAACCCCACUACCCUGGAGCCCCCUCCGUCAGCCCCGUCCGGGCUUGCGGUAGUACGCGGGGGAGCUCGGGGGUCUCCGUAGUUUCAUCCGGCCUGGCAAACAGGGUGCGAUACGACAUGGAGGCACGAGCGGCGGCGGAGCAUGCAGCGGCGGCGGCGACGGCGGUACGCAGCGGGGGGCCGCUGGCGGCUAGGCCCUCCGACUCCUCCAUUCAGCCUUGCUGGCGGGACUUGAUGGCAGAGGCCGCGGCUGUGAUGGAUGACGCGAACGCUCCCGCCGUCGCCGCCAGCAGCGGCGGAGGCGGUGGCGGUGCUGAUGACACGGCAGGCGCCGGUGUCGGCG